AUGUUCUCCAAACUUGUGGCCUUGGUUUUCGCCCUCGUGGCAAGUAAACAUGCUCGUGGCGCGUACAACAACGCCUGCAACAAUAAUGUAGUUGCUUAUUGGGGGCAAAAUAGCUUUGGAGCGGUCGACAGCAACCAAGCCGGCUGGCAAAAACCGAUUAGCUAUUACUGUCAAGACGAUUCUGUUGAUGUACUCCCUAUCGCGUUCGUCAACCAAUUCUUUGGCACGGGUGGUCUCCCCGCUCUCAACUUGGCCAACACUUGUAAUCCUACCGACCAAGGUGUCUUCCCUGGGACCGGGCUUGCCAACUGCCAAUUCUUGGCUAGUGAAAUCUCCGCGUGCCAGGCCAAAGGGAAACUCGUGACCUUGAGUCUCGGUGGCGCUGGUGGUGCCUAUGGCUUCCAAAGCGACGCUGAAGGUGUUGCUUUUGCGAACACGGUAUGGAACUUGUUCUUGGGAGGAUCUUCGUCCACGAGGCCAUUUGGUUCAGCCGUACUCGAUGGAGUUGAUCUAGAUAUCGAAGCCGGAACAGGGACAGGUUAUGUUGCCUUUGUCAACCAGCUCCGCAGCAAAUUCAACGGUGCCAGCAAAAAGUACUAUAUCACUGCUGCCCCUCAAUGUGUUUACCCCGAUUCUGCUCUCGGCUCAGUGCUCAAUAAUGCCUUCUUCGACGCAGUAUAUGUUCAAUUCUAUAAUAACCCAUGUGGUUUGCAGACAUAUGGGAACGCUGCCAACUGGAACUACGGUAACUGGGACUACUGGGCGCCACAGAGAGCAGCAGGAAGUGGAUACGUCGAUGCUGCGACCUUACAAAAGAUUUCCCUUGAGACCCGCUCCAAUUUCCCCAGCUUUGGAGGCGUUAUGUUCUGGGACGCGUCUCAAGCAUAUAACAACAACCGCUUUGAUAAAGCAGUUAAAUCAUUCUUGGAAGCACUUGCGGAACAACAUUCAAUUAUCCGGCAUGCGAUGCCCCGACCUGGACCGCUAGUGGCCAAUACCCAGCCGGCUCUAAGGCAAGUAGCAUGUUACGUCUGGCAAGCCAAGUGGUAUGCGUCUGGUGCCCCAACAAACGAUGCUUCGGGAACAUGGGACCCAGUGAAAGCCUGUGGAGGAGCAACCACCCAGCCUCCAACUACCACCACUACCACCACUUCUCGACCAAUCACAACUCCUCCUGUCACCACCACCACUACCACCUCGACACCUCCCACUACUACACCCCCCACUACCGGUAGCUGCGCUGGCCUCGCCGCCUGGAGUAGUGGAAUCGCAUAUACGGCUGGCAAUGUUGUUACAUAUGGAGGCCAUCGCUGGACGGCUAAAUGGUGGAACCAGGCUGAGACCCCAGGAGGCGCCUCCGGUGCUUGGACAGACAGUGGGGCGUGCACGGCUCCAGAAUUUUUAGGUUCUAGAUUACAUGUCCUGGUUAUUGGUAUAUGGGACUAUGCAUGGGUCGAACGAUCCGCAUACCGCUACUUUCGGGAAAUGUCAUUGGUAGUGCAGUCUCGCGAGGAAAUCGAAGGAGGACUCGCACGCAAUAGCGGCUUUGUCAUUAAACCCAAAAGAGUUACAGGCACAUUUGCUGAAAAACUAGGUAUCUUAUCUUGGGAUCCCGGACGCGUGGGUCCAGAGCUGGCAGGUCAAGUCGUCUUCGUUGGAAUAUACGAUGGUCAUGGAGGCCCCAGCGUAUCCCAAUUCCUUCAACAGGAACUCCAUGGCUUGUUUGAAUCAGUGCAACCCGAGUUAGCUCCCGAUGCCAUUUCAUGGAUGAAGAGUCAAGGUGGUAUUGUAAUGUGGAUCCUAUACCUACUGAAUGGCGACUCACCAUUGGUAAGGGGCUACUUUAAGCGGUUCAAAGGAGGCGCACUCGAGCGUUGGGCCGAAAGGGGUGCCAAAUCUCCCACAUUUGGUUUGGAAGCACGCUGCACUCUGGCAUUUCUCGAAGCGGACAAACGCAUAUCGGAAAUUCCCGAAUCUGAGAAGUGUGGGGCAACAUCGUCAGUCGUGUUACUUCACUCGCUCGAGGUUCCAGCCAGCCCUUUCUUUUCUUCUCACUUAUUAUCUCUUACGGUGGCCCACUGUGGGGAUACGCGAGUUCUGCUUUGCACGACGGAGGGUGGCUCUGCAUACCCAUUACGGAAACGCACCACGCCGAUGCACGUGGAGAAGCUGCAAGGCUACGCAGGUUGGGCGCAGGUUUGGUCACAGACUCGUUUGGGGAGGCCCGCCAAUACCCGGGGGUUAGGAGACUUUCGAUAUAAAGCUUUUGGGGUGACACCGGAGCCUGAAAUCACCUCAAAACUCCUGAAUGGGGAACAGUAUGCAUUCGCUGUCCUAGUUUCUGAUGGAAUCACAUCUACCUUAUCCGAUGCGGAAAUUGUUGAUGUUGCCCGGGGCGCACCGGACCCCCAAAAGGCGGCAAAAGCUAUCGUCAGUUUAGCCGAGGAGUUGGGAAGUGAAGACAACGCCACCGCAUUGGUCGUUCCUCUUGCAGGUUGGGGCAAGACAACGGGUAUCGACAAAACGCUGGAGCUUAGAAACUAUCGUAAGAAGAUGAUGAUAGGGAGCGAAAGACAACGACGGACAUAA
Messenger RNA from Rhizoctonia solani, 2589 nucleotides. RefSeq names its product protein phosphatase 2C. NCBI's taxonomy places the organism in Eukaryota, Fungi, Basidiomycota, Agaricomycetes, Cantharellales, Ceratobasidiaceae. Gene Ontology annotation, biological process: carbohydrate metabolic process. Gene Ontology annotation, molecular function: cation binding; carbohydrate binding; chitinase activity. Bases 1 to 2589 code for a protein of 862 amino acids. The transcript has 21 exons. The record is from RefSeq and is a predicted model, not a curated record. Gene Ontology annotation, cellular component: extracellular region.